Sardina pilchardus (European sardine) is the source of this 1041-nucleotide messenger RNA. RefSeq names its product green-sensitive opsin-2-like. The record is from RefSeq and is a predicted model, not a curated record. The transcript is spliced from 5 exons. Gene Ontology annotation, molecular function: G protein-coupled photoreceptor activity. Gene Ontology annotation, cellular component: plasma membrane; photoreceptor outer segment. Lineage: Eukaryota; Metazoa; Chordata; Actinopteri; Clupeiformes; Clupeidae. Gene Ontology annotation, biological process: phototransduction; visual perception; G protein-coupled receptor signaling pathway. The coding region runs from base 4 to 1041 and encodes 345 amino acids.
AGGAUGAACGGCACCGAAGGCAGCAACUUCUACAUCCCCAUGUCCAACCGGACUGGGCUUGUCAGGAGUCCAUUUGAAUACACGCAGUACUACCUGGCUGACCCAUGGCAGUUCAAGCUUCUUGCUUUUUACAUGUUUUUGCUCAUCUGUACGGGAGGCCCUAUCAACGGGAUGACACUCUUGGUAACGGUGCUGCACAAAAAGCUUCGUCAGCCUCUCAACUUCAUUCUGGUCAACUUGGCUGUUGCUGGCAUGAUCAUGGUCUGCUUUGGAUUCACCAUCACCAUCACUUCAGCUGUUAAUGGCUACUUCAUCCUUGGACCCAUGGCUUGUGCUAUUGAAGGUUUCAUGGCCACUCUUGGAGGUCAGGUUGCCCUGUGGUCCCUGGUGGUGCUGGCUGUUGAGAGGUACAUUGUCGUCUGCAAGCCCAUGGGCAGCUUCAAAUUCACCAACAACAUUGCCUUGGGAGGAGUUGCCUUUACCUGGGUCAUGGCUUUCUCCUGUGCUGCUCCACCCCUCGUUGGAUGGUCCAGGUACAUCCCUGAGGGACUGCAGUGCUCCUGUGGACCUGACUACUACACCCUGAGCCCUGAAUUCAACAACGAGUCCUAUGUCGCCUACAUGUUCGUUUGCCACUUCUUUUUCCCUGUGGUCAUUAUCUUCUUCACUUAUGGAUCACUGGUGUGCACAGUGAAAGCGGCUGCAGCUCAACAGCAGGACUCAGCCUCCACCCAGAAGGCAGAGAAGGAAGUGACACGCAUGUGCAUCCUGAUGGUUUUGGGUUUCCUGAUCGCCUGGACCCCCUAUGCAACUGUUGCUGCCUGGAUUUUCUUCAACAAGGGAUCUGCUUUCAGCGCUCAGUUCAUGGCUGUUCCUGCCUUUUUCUCCAAGAGCUCAUCUAUCUACAACCCAGUUAUCUAUGUGCUGCUCAACAAACAGUUCCGUGGGUGCAUGAUGCAGACCGUCCUUGGCAAGGCCCCAGAAGAUGAGACAUCAGUGUCCACAAGCAAGACAGAAGUGUCCUCAGUGGGUCCUGCAUAG